Molecule: messenger RNA, 1503 nt
Organism: Spodoptera frugiperda (fall armyworm)
Lineage: Eukaryota; Metazoa; Arthropoda; Insecta; Lepidoptera; Noctuidae
Product: phenoloxidase-activating enzyme
Exons: 8
Coding region: 44-1456 (470 amino acids)
Biological process (GO): proteolysis
Molecular function (GO): serine-type endopeptidase activity
Source: RefSeq, a predicted model, not a curated record
CCAUCUGUUUGUACGGUCAGUCGAUACUUGAACUUCGAAACGGAUGGUUCUGCUACGAGCAAGUGCACUUUUUAUUCAUUUUCAUAAGUUUAUAUCGCACAACAUGAAGUUUAUUGGGAUUCUAAUCGUAGUUUUAAGCAUAUUAGGCGUUGGACUGGUGCUAGCACAACAACAAUGUCAUAAACCAGUCGGCGAAGUCGGUGAAUUCUUACCGAUCACAAAAUGUGCACAUUUGAAACAACUAUUAGACAAGCCAAACAAGUCUGGUCAAGACAGAGCCUUGUUGCAAAAAUUGCAUUGCGGCUUUGUAGAUAAUAUACCACAGGUAUGGUGUGCUAAACAGGGUGGAUCAGAGCCAAACUCGUGUACCACCCCUGAUGGGAAGCCUGGCAAAUGCAUAAACAUAUACGCGUGUCCACAACUCUCGAAUCUUCUAAAUCAACCCGUGUCCGAAAGAAAUAAGUCAUUCGUGAGGAAUUCUGCUUGCCAAGGCCCCCAUAAAUUCAACGUUUGCUGUGGAACCUCUCCCGCUAGAGAAGAUCCCGAUAUUCUUGAUUCAAGAACGCGCGAUGAGAACAAGGCAUGCGUACGUCAUAUGACUGCCUACCCCCCCGCUCCCAGUACUGGCUGCUGUGGCGUCUCGGCUGAAGUCGGCAAUAAAAUCGUAGGAGCUGGUGGUGAAGCGACGGAAAUUGACCAAUAUCCAUGGGCUGUUCUGAUAGAGUAUGAGACCAACAGCGGGCUCAUUUUAUGUGGUGGUGUACUGAUCAGUGGAAGAUAUGUCCUCACGGCUGCCCACUGUAUUGCUGGCGUGAUACUGAGGAAUGGAACACCAAAAUUUGUCCGUCUCGGAGAAUACAACAUAACCAACGAAGGUCCAGAUUGCAAGCUCACAGCAGGAGGUGGGCAGGACUGUACAGAGGGUGUAACUAGAAUAGAAAUCGAGAGGACAAUUCCUCACCCACAGUACAAUCCCAUUAAAACAUCAAGAUGGAACGAUAUUGGCUUGAUUAGGUUGAAGGAGACUGCACCUUACACAGAUUUUAUCCGGCCCAUCUGUUUACCAACGAAGGAUAUAACUCAAGCAAGAAAUAGAAAUGAUUUCUUCACCAUGUUCGUUACUGGAUGGGGCGCAACUGAAAACACAACGUUUAGUGACGUCAAACUUGAAGUGACCGUACCUUUUGUACCAAUGGAUCAAUGCGAACCAGCGUACAACGUAGGCGUUUUCCCAUCAAAACUAUGGAAGGGGCAACUUUGUGCUGGUGGUAAAAAGGGCACGGACUCCUGCAAAGGCGACUCCGGAGGACCGUUGAUGUACGAAAAUAAUAAGUUAUUCGAACUGGCCGGCAUCGUGAGCUAUGGCAAAAACCCGUGCGGAAUACAAGAUGUAGCAGGAGUCUACAGUAACGUUUACGAAUACAGAGAUUGGAUUAAUAGUGUGAUCGUUCCUUAAUAAUAUUGUAGCUUUAAACAUUUAAUAAAUAAUAAUUAUCAAUUCAA